Arvicola amphibius (Eurasian water vole) is the source of this 837-nucleotide messenger RNA. Its product is annotated as protein ARMCX6-like. The transcript has 2 exons. The record is from RefSeq and is a predicted model, not a curated record. The coding region runs from base 1 to 837 and encodes 278 amino acids. Gene Ontology annotation, cellular component: mitochondrion. Lineage: Eukaryota; Metazoa; Chordata; Mammalia; Rodentia; Cricetidae.
AUGGGAAUUGGUCAUGACAACUUGGAGCACAGGACCCAGAGGCAACUCUGUUUAUGCCUCGCUCAGUCUUUUUCUUCCCUCACCCAGCACUCCUUUUUAUUUAAGGACCAGAAAAAGGCAGGUGUUACAGGUGAGAAGAAAUUUCAGAGAGAAAUAUUUGCAAGUUCAGAUUGUGAAAUGAGGGAGCAAGUAAGGGAGAAAUGGAGGAAGGCAGCAAGGGAGGGAGAACUCGAGAGGGAGAGGGAUGGGGAGAGAGAGAGAGCAGCGGGGAGAUUAAGUGUUGACCUGACCAAGUGUGCUUUCAUUCAAGGAAAAAAGAUGUUCACCAAGCCCACAAAUGCUGGCUUUCCCCUUAGCCAUAAUGUCAGUAGGCACUGGGCCAGCCUCUCAGUGGUUGCAAACAGGAUCCCCACCCCACAGACCACUGUGAGGGAGAAGGCUUUGUGUGUCCCAGAAAACCCAAACACCAGUAUUGGAAAUCAGGGCCAGAUUGAGAUGUCCAUCGAUGAAGUGUGUCGAGACACGGUGUUACAUUGCUGCAAGACAUUUCUGGAGCAUGGCGGAUUAAAUCUGCUAAUAAGCAUGACGGUUAUUAAUAACAUGCUUGCCAAGCCGGUUUUAGACCUGAAGUUUCCUUUGAUAUCCGAGGGCAGUGGAUGUGCAAAGGUUCAGGGUUUGGAAGCACUGCUGGGUUUGUCUGAGAAGCCAGUGUUGGCUGGGGAAGUGCUGGCUGCCCAAAUGCUGUUCUCCUUCGUGCUCCCGUUUAUGAGAGGUGGGAACAGAGAGAUGCUCUUGGAGGCCUUUAGAGAGAUGCUCGUGGAAGCCCUCUCCACAUAA